Messenger RNA from Thalassophryne amazonica, 1860 nucleotides. It is a transcript of the gene wsb2, whose product is annotated as WD repeat and SOCS box containing 2. The coding region runs from base 304 to 1563 and encodes 419 amino acids. Gene Ontology annotation, molecular function: protein binding. Lineage: Eukaryota; Metazoa; Chordata; Actinopteri; Batrachoidiformes; Batrachoididae. Gene Ontology annotation, biological process: intracellular signal transduction. The transcript has 9 exons. The record is from RefSeq and is a predicted model, not a curated record.
GGCUGCCCAAAUUAUGACUGUGGUUGGAAAAAUAAUAAAAAAAAAUUGAUGGGUUUUAGUCGUCGAGGCUGAGGAGGCGUGGCUUAUAGGUGUACGUCACAGUAAGCGUGACUAUGAGGGCAGCGGUUUUUUGCGUGAGUCACACGACAGGAAAUCAGCUCAGGAUUUAGUUUGUCGCUCGCACAUUUUUUGGGCAGUCUGCUUUAUUCCCACCUCACGCGAGCGUGCUGCUGGAGGAAGGCUUCCAGAAGUGGACGGUACGCGGAGAAUGUGAUCAGUUUCGACUCCGCCUCUCUGGCAGUGAUGUGUACUUUGGAGAACAGCGCGGAGCGUCAACAGAUAUCUUCCGACCAGGAGCUGAUGUUGGAGCUGAAGACCAGGAGGCCUCCGUCCCUGCUGGGCCGAGCGGGCUGUGAGAGCUGGAGCGUGGACUUCUCCCCGGACGGGUCGUGGUUCGCCUGGUCCAUGGGUCACGGCAUCGUGUGGGUGGUCGCCUGGCCCCUGGACUCGGAAGACAGCCUGAAUGGGGAGAACGAUCGAGGAGACAAGAGCUUUAGUUGUGGUCACCCAGUGUGGGGACUCGCCUUUGGACCCAGACCUCCAAAAUCGACUGCAGCGGUUUGCUCAGUUAGAGCGCCAUCUAAAGGAAACAACAGUCUUCUUUUAGCCACAGGUUUGGAAAAUGGUGUGAUCAAAAUCUGGAACGUUCUAUCAGGCGAUGCUGUUUUUAAUCUGCACAGCCACGAAGGCGUUGUGAGGAAUCUGGUCUUCCCUCAGAACGGAACCCUCACACUCGUAUCGUCUUCUCGGGACAAGACCUUGAGGAUUUGGGAUUUGAGUCAGAAAGGUAAAUUGGUGCAGGUGCUUUCUGGCCAUAAAGACUGGAUCAGCUGCUGCUGUGUGUCACCAGACUGCAGUAUGAUUGCGUCUGUUGGCAGGUUCGACAGAAUGGUGUGUCUGUGGAGUUUGCGGUCGUACACGUUCAUCAGGACCCUUAAAGGAGGGUCCCAGAAGACCUUGUACCUGAUGUCCGGCUGUAACUUCUCACCUGAUGGGGCGCUGCUCGCCACUGCAGCCUUCAGCAGCUCCAGCUGGUGGAUCGACCUCUGGGACCCGUACACUGCUGACAAACUGACCACUCUAGUCGACUACUUUGAGGAUUACGGACAAAACCAAAUCUCAGCAAUACAAUUCUCCCCUGACGGAUUGCACUUGGCUGUUGUGACUGAUAACAGAGCACUGCAGGUUUGGGAGCCGGGGAAGAGAGGCAUGGUGAUGCAGACUAAAGUGGACCAAUUAUCUAACGGACUCUGCUGCAACUUUCAUCCACAAGGAGGCGUGGUCGCCACAGGAACCAGAGACGGUCACGUGAGGUUCUGGAGGACGCCCAGGACAGUGCCCAGCCUGAGCCACUUGUGUCGAUUUGCCCUCCGCCGGGCCGUCUCCACACCUCAGAUAGAGCCGCUACCGCUCCCUAAAAGUACGCUGCAGUUCCUCACAUACCGAAAUAUCCCAUCCCGCCUGACAACCUGCUGUUCUUCGGACGAGGAAUGGGAAAGGUGAACUGUGGGCAGUCAUUUUAUGCCACUUGACUUAAGAAGCCAUCCAUCCAUUUACUAAUCCUGCAUAUCUCAGUUGGGAGAUCCCCAUCUGGAACAUUCCUACACUAAAGAUUUAUUUUUUUUUGCACUAAGUGAUGCCUGUAAUAUGUUUUAAGUUUAUUUGACUUGAAUAUUCCUGUUUUAGAUCACUAAUUUAUUCUGUAAAUACUAAAUGUAUAUCUGGUUAUUAAUUUUAUCAUAAACCAGCUACGAUCAUAUCUCUUUAUGCAAAAUGUUUUAUUAAACAGAUUCAAAUACA